AUGGCAGAAAGAAAAGUUCUAGUUAAAUAUUAUCCACCUGAUUUUGAUCCAAAAUUACUACCAAAUAAUCAUCGUCCAAAAGGAAAAUAAGAUAAUGUUCGAAAUAUGCUUCCAAUGACUGUAAAAUGCAAUCAUUGUGGUAAUUAUCUCUAUAUUGGCACUAAAUUCAAUAUGAGAAAAGAAACUGUGUGGACUGAGAACUAUCUAGGUAUUUUAAUUCAUAGAUUCUAUUUUAAAUGCACGUACUUAAUCAUAUUUAUUUAUUAGUUAUUGUUAUGCUGAAAUUACUUUUAAAACUGAUCCUCGAAAUCAUGAUUAUAUAGUUGAAGGAGGAGGAACCAGAAAUUAUGAUCCAUAUAGAGAUGCCAAAGCAGCUGAAGAAGUUCUUAAAUAAAUGAGAGCCAAUGAAGAAUAAGGAGAUUCUAUGAAAUUCUUAGAAAAUAAAACUCAUGAUUCAAAAAAAGAGAUGGACAUCUUAGAUGCUAUUGAUGAUACUCAUUAACUUAAUAGAAGAUAAACAUAAUUUACACCUGACAUGUUGCUUAAAUAAUUGUUUUAUGAUUUAGAUGCUUUAGAAUUAUAAGAAGAAUGGGAAAAAUAAAAAGGAUUUAAAGAAUAAUUUAAAGUUAAAAGAUUGUCUGAUGCAAAUGAAAAAGAGUAAUAUAUUAAUAUAUUAAUAAUUAGGGAUAAAACUAUGCAUAGUGUUACUCAACAUUUAAAAUAAGUAGUAGUUUAAUAAUAAACAAAAUAAAUUUAAUAAUAAGUGAAACCAAAGUUUAUCAAAAAGUAAAUAUGUUGUGAAAAGGAUGGAGAGAAAGUUGGUUUCAUCAAUAAAGAAGAAGAAAAAGAUGAAUUAAAUAUUAAAUAAGAAACUCAAAAUAAGAUUAUAUCAUUAGUAGAUGAUGAUUAUUAAGAUUGA
Paramecium pentaurelia is the source of this 919-nucleotide messenger RNA. The record is from the annotation of a GenBank genome assembly. NCBI's taxonomy places the organism in Eukaryota, Ciliophora, Oligohymenophorea, Peniculida, Parameciidae.